Messenger RNA from Dipodomys spectabilis (banner-tailed kangaroo rat), 2893 nucleotides. RefSeq names its product platelet activating factor acetylhydrolase 2 (gene Pafah2). Lineage: Eukaryota; Metazoa; Chordata; Mammalia; Rodentia; Heteromyidae. Gene Ontology annotation, molecular function: 1-alkyl-2-acetylglycerophosphocholine esterase activity. The coding region runs from base 120 to 1298 and encodes 392 amino acids. The record is from RefSeq and is a predicted model, not a curated record. The transcript has 11 exons.
UUGCGGAAGGUUCUCGUCUCGGUCGGCGAAACGUCUCAGGUUGUCUCUUGAGGGCAUCACCUUGACUGCCCUCAAGUUCAGAACCACGCUGACACUUGAGUCCAUCCACUGGCGAUGCCAUGGGGACCGGCCAGUCUGUGAGCUUUCCACCCAUCUCCGGCCCCUACCAUGUAGGCUGCGGGGAUGUGAUGGAAGGUCAUAGUCUCCAGGGGAGCUUCUUUCGACUCUUCUACCCUUGCCAAGAGGUGGAAGAGACCCCAGAGCAGCCUCUCUGGAUUCCUCGAUACGAGUACUGCACUGGCCUGGCCGAUUACCUGCAGUUUAACAAGCGCUGGGUGGGGUUGCUGCUCAACCUGGUUGUGGGAUCUUGUCGCCUGCCUGUUAGCUGGAAUGGCUCCUUUAAGACAAAAGACUCUGGAUACCCUUUGAUCAUCUUCUCCCAUGGUUUGGGAGCCUUCAGGACAGUGUAUUCAGCCUUCUGUAUGGAGCUGGCCUCCCGUGGCUUUGUGGUUGCAGUGCCAGAACACAGGGACCAGUCAGCUUCAACCACCUAUUUCUAUAAGCAGCCCCUAGAGGAGAACCAGCCCACCGGUGAGUCACUGGAGGAGGAAUGGAUCCCCUACCGCCGAAUCGAGGAAGGGGAGAAGGAAUUCCAUAUCCGGAAUCCUCAGGUGCACCAGCGGGUGAGAGAGUGCAUGCAGGUGCUGAGGAUCCUGCAGGAAGUCACUGCUGGGAGGACUGUCCCCAAUGUCUUGCCUGGUGGAUUGGAUCUGAUGACCUUCAAGGGCGGCAUUGACAUGAGCCGUGUGGCUGUGAUGGGACAUUCAUUUGGAGGGGCCACAGCUAUUCUGGCCUUAGCCAAGGAGGCCCAGUUCCGGUGUGCUGUGGCCUUGGAUGCUUGGAUGUUUCCUCUGGAACACGACUUUUACCCAAAGGCCCGGGGCCCUGUGUUCUUCAUCAAUGCUGAGAAAUUCCAGACUGUGGAGAGUGUCAACUUGAUGAAGAAGAUAUGCACUCAGCACGAACAGUCGAGGAUCAUAACUGUCCUUGGUUCCAUUCAUCGGAGUCAGACUGACUUUGUUUUUGUGACUGGAAAGUUGUUUGGUAAAUUCUUCUCCUCUCACACCCGUGGGAGCUUGGACCCCUAUGAAGGUCAGGAGGUUAUGGUGCGGGCCAUGCUGGCCUUCCUGCAGAAGCACCUUGAUCUGAAAGAGGACUAUGAUCAAUGGAACAACCUCAUUGAAGGCAUUGGACCAUCGCUCACUCCAGGGGCCCCACACUACCUUUCUAAUCUAUAGGCACAAUUGGCCUUUUCUCGAGCUGAGUUUUCCAUUUAGGGGCUGCCAAGGGGCACCCCAUAACCUAUCAGAAAGUGGUCAACCUGAUUGAGAGAAUGUAUCACACUGCUGAUUGGAUAACUAGAUACUUUGAUUUGGGGUUUGUUGAUCUUAAAAUCACAUUGGGACAUAGAUCACUGACUGAUUGACAAACUGACUCUCUGGGGCCUGCGCCCCAAUGGUGUGGGAACUAAGCAGGGGAUGGGGCUGGGGGCGGCCCAGGCCACAAGCUGAACCCUGUGAAGCCAGGAUAUAAAGACAGACCAGAAAGCCUGCUGUCUCACUUGGACCAAUGUUGCCUCUGGGGUACAAGUAGAGGGGUCUUCAGCCCUGCCUGGCACUCUCUCCCUGCUCCUCAACCUUGCCCUUCCCAGGGGGCACUGGUGCUUAAUUAGCACUUUAAGUAACUUUCUACACUAGGGACUAUCAUCCAUUGCCUGAAACACAGAAUUGGUACUCAAAUCAGUGCUGUCGGAGGACAGAAAGUAUUAUUCCCAUAACCCAGAGAGAUAUGCUAAAGUACACAACAGUUCUUCAGAAGCUCUAGGUGUCUUUGGGGUUUGCCAGAAAUUAAUCUUGUGAGGAAAAAAAAAAAAUGAGUAGGUUAAGAUGGGAGGUAGCGAAACUACCAAGUAACCAUUAGCACAACCAGCCCUUGCCACCAGAGGGCGCUAUGCUGGUCGUCUCAAAUUCAGAAGACUACCAGACCACACCUAGGGAGGGCUGGGAUCAGCUUGGUCUUGCCUCUUACCUCAAAUGUGGUGAACUAACAACGUGCUCAGAAUCAAGGUGCUUUAGUCGGCUGUUUUUUUGUUUUUGUGUUUUGCUCUGAGACACCUCAAAUUUUAAGUCCACAUACAGAUCCAAUUUUUAUUCUGUUCCAUUUAUAAUUUGAAAACUAUUGAUACUCAUCUUUGCCUGAUGGCAUGUUGAAAGAAUCUAUUUAAUCUGCAUUGCAGCAAGACAGGGGACCAUCUGGAAGUGUUGUUUUUUUCCCUUCUGCAUUUCUUUGUUCACUAACCACGUGGGCCUUUGUGGAAAAACCUUUAUAAGGAAAGGAAGUCUUAGAAAUCUAGUUCCAAGCCAUAUAGGAAAGCCAGCCUGAAAAGCUCCAUCUCCUUUACUCAGCUUCUUGACUAUCAUCUCAGAACCCAGGAGGCUGAGGCACAAGUUCAAGGUCAUUCUGGUUUACAUAGCAAGACCAUGACAAAAAAAAAAAAAAAAAAGAUUUCUCAUCUCAGUCUAACGAGAGGAGCCCAGAGGAGACAAAUGCUAGAGGGAAUACAUCUACAAUCUACCCAGUAGUACAAGGUCAGGGCUGCUAAAGGGCCUGUAAAUCUCUGUGUGACGUAGGAUCUAAAGGAUUUCCUUGAUGCCCUGGGCUCUGGAAUUAGACACCUUAGUUUGACUGCUAACUAGGUAAAUCUGAGCAAAUUAUGUUCUCUUUCCAAUCUCAGUUCCUGUAUUUCUAAAAAUAUGAAUUGUUAUGAGGAUUGUGAGAAGAUUUGUAACCCAUGAGUUAUUAAAAUGUGUUUCCUGCUUUGCAGAAAUAUGAA